Molecule: messenger RNA, 1139 nt
Organism: Calliphora vicina (urban bluebottle blowfly)
Lineage: Eukaryota; Metazoa; Arthropoda; Insecta; Diptera; Calliphoridae
Product: pancreatic triacylglycerol lipase
Exons: 6
Coding region: 1-1131 (376 amino acids)
Biological process (GO): lipid catabolic process
Molecular function (GO): lipase activity
Source: RefSeq, a predicted model, not a curated record
AUGUUUAAAAUUAUAAUAUUUGUGAUAUUUUUAAAAGGAUUUGUUUCAGCAAAUCCUUUUGUGGGUUUAUUCGAUCCCAAAUGUGUGGUGACACUCAAUAUGGAGUGUCCUAAUGAAAAUGUUACCUUUUGGCUAUAUAACAAACAAACCCAAGAUUCUCCUGUUAAGCUGGAUCCUUUGAACCUUCAACCCAGCGAUUUCCAGCCUAGAAAACCUUUAUACAUUAUUUUACACGGCUAUACUGGAGAUCGUGAUUAUUCGCCCAAUCGUUAUAUAAGACCCGCUCUUUUGGAGGCAGAAGAUGUUAAUGUAAUUUCUGUAGAUUAUGGUCCUUUAGUUCCCUAUCCCUGUUACUUUGCUGCUGUGGCAAAUUUACCAGUGGCCAGUAGAUGCCUGGCUCAUUUAAUUAAUACAAUGGUGGAUCAGGAUGUAGUGCCAAAUGAAGAUAUUCACAUGAUCGGUUUUAGUUUGGGUGCCCAGGUGGCGGGACAAACUGCUAACUAUCUUAAACGUCGCCUUAAAAGAAUUACGGGUUUAGACCCCGCAAAACCCAUGUUUAUUACUGUGGGAUCAGAUCGUAAACUCGAUCCUACCGAUGCUGAAUUUGUGGAUGUUAUACAUACGGAUGUUUUGGGUCGUGGCAUGCUGAGGACUAUGGGUCAUGUGGAUUUUUAUCCAAAUAUUGGUCCCUAUCAACCGGGCUGUCAAGAGGAAAAUAUGGAGGAUCCCGGCAGUUGUAACCACGAUCGUGCUCCCCAGUAUUAUGCCGAAUCUAUACGUAGUGAUAAAGGAUUUUGGGCUUAUAGCUGUCCCAGUUGGCUGCAUAAUAUCUUUGGUCUGUGCAAUACCCAAUCAAAUGAUGAAAUAAUGGGUUUCCAUGUUAAUCAAAGUGCCCUUGGUUCAUUUUUCCUUAAAACCUCUGACCAAACACCCUUUGCUUUGGGUCCUUUCACUCAAAAUUCUUUGGCUCAACAUCGAAAUUUACCACUGCUGUACGAUUACAAAGAUAUCGAUGAUAAUGAAUUUGAACCUCAACUGCGGAAAGCCUUUGUCGAUUGGACGGAUAAUGAAUUUAUGGACUUUCGUAAACUAAAACAUUUCGAUGAAAAGUUCAAUGAUUUAGAAACGUAAUUAAGGCC